Molecule: messenger RNA, 1668 nt
Organism: Leishmania major strain Friedlin
Lineage: Eukaryota; Euglenozoa; Kinetoplastea; Trypanosomatida; Trypanosomatidae
Exons: 1
Coding region: 1-1668 (555 amino acids)
Biological process (GO): methylation
Molecular function (GO): protein-lysine N-methyltransferase activity; nucleic acid binding
Source: RefSeq, a predicted model, not a curated record
AUGCUGAACUGCCAGGGUAACCCCUCCCUCAGUGGCGCUGCCAGUGCUGCUGUGGGUGGUGCAUCGGGGGCUUCGCGUAGCACCUUCAACGCCGCGCACAUCAAGGUCGAGUUCAACCAGUACUGGUACUCCAGGAACACGGUCCACCACCUUGUGCGCGAGGUGUGCCAUCACGCCACCGCCUGCGCCUUCUUGUCCACCCCGUCGCUCUUCUUUGCACUGGACGAGCGCCGCGGCAAUGAGACGGCCGAGGACGAGGCACGGAUGACGCAGCUUCGGCGCUGCAGUCGCGUGUUCGAGUACGACGCCCAGUGGGCCAGCGACCCGUGCUACGUGCACUACGACUUUCACCAGCCGGACCAGGUGCCGAUUCAGUACAUGGCUGCCUUCGACUACGUCGUCGCCGACCCGCCAUUCAUCACGGCGGACGUGUGGGCGCAUUACGCGACGACGGCGAAGCUGCUGCUCAAGGAGGGCGGCAAGCUGCUCUUCACGACGGUGCUGGAGAAUCACACAAUGCUGGAGAACCUGCUCGAUCGCCCGCUCUUCAUUGCCGCCUUCUACCCCCUUGUGGAGCACCUAACGUACCAGUACGUGUGCUUCCUCUCGUACGAGCCCACCUGUCUCGCGCAGCCGAACACGGAGCUGCCCGAGGCGGACGCGAAGAUGGUGGCAGCCGUCCGCGUGGCAAACGACCUGCGCUCUUCGGAGAGGGAGUUCGCGCUGCAGAUGGCGCAGCGCAAGCGUGAGGGCGAGGAGCGGCUGCCCACUGCCGCCUUUGAGCGCGACAACGAGCUCGCGCAAAAUCCGGAGGCGAGGCAGCGCGCAGAGGCGGAGCGAAACGCCGUGAACUGGGACACGAUCCCGAUCGAGAAGAUGGAGUGGGGGCACAUCCCGGAAGGGCUCACCAUGUACCCGGAGGGCAACGUGCCACCGACCGCGGUGCAGCAGAGGGCUGUGUCUGGCACCAGCGACGAUCCGGCGGCGGCGGCACCGGUAACCGCUGAGAGCUUUGGGCUCGAGUACGACGCGUGUCGGCGCCUUCGCGCGAACCUGGACGCCUUCAAGAGCUCCAUUGAUGCAAUGCAGCGCCACAUGGACGCGCAGAUGAAGCUGCGUCACCAGCGGGUGAAGCUGAGCAAAGAGUUGACUGCGCUGAAGGAGGCAUCCAAGCAUCAUGACGACACCGCGGAACACGACGCGUCUGCCGUCACCCCGGCCGCCGCGGGCUUUUCUGCCUCUGCAAUCGAAGCACAAGUCGCCGAGGCAACGAACGCCAUUGCAAUGAAUGAGCGGGAGCGGGCCGAGCGGCUGGAUGAAAUGGAGCUGCUGGCGCGGCAGAUUGAAAAAGGAGAGGCGGAGCUGGCGGCGCUCGCGCUGCAGCAGCCGUCCUCCGCCUCUCCUGCCACCGACAUGGCAGCUGCUGGUGACGCGGAUACCAACGCGGCCGGUGCAAGCGGCCAGCAGUCCCCAUCCGCCGCCACCCCGUAUUAUGCCCCCUAUGCGGCGGCCAUGACGGAGUGCAUUCAGGCGUAUCGCUCGGUUGAGGCAAAGAAGGUGCCGCUGCAGGAGCUCGCCGCGGAUGCGACGCGUCGCUUCAAGUUUCCUGUCUUUGCGCGCAUGAAGGAGUUGUUGCAGCGGAUGAAGGAGCUGAAGCAGCAGCGGUGA